Messenger RNA from Ectocarpus sp. CCAP 1310/34, 868 nucleotides. The record is from the annotation of a GenBank genome assembly. NCBI's taxonomy places the organism in Eukaryota, Phaeophyceae, Ectocarpales, Ectocarpaceae.
AUGGGGGCCGACGGGGUGGUCAGCUUUUUGCGAAGCUUCUUUCGGGAGAAGGCAGGCAGCGAGGGGGAGGAGGGUAUGCGGUAUUUCGCGAAGUGGUCUCCGUACCGCAUGCGGAGGGUGCAGGUCGAGUUUAUCGGCAAGAAGGAGAUAUAUCGGCUAAAUUCGGUCCUGGCAGGCAUAGAGGGCACACGAGACAUGUACCACUUCGCGGGAGCAAACACUCCCAAGUGGGAUGGGUUCACCACGACCGAGGGGCGCGAAGAUGACUGCAAGCUGGUACGAAAGAGCGAGGGGCGGGGUAGCUUGUCGAGUCAAGAGAAGAGCAGGUUGCGGGAAUUCAAGGUGUUGGGUGCAGUAGCGAGCAGAUGGAAGGGCAAGGGGGCUGAGUUGCACCAUCCGGUGUCGGGGGAGGAAGACGUGACUUGCAGAAAGGUGAAACGGACGUACAGGCUCAGGACUCGGCUGGCGUCGUGCUUCUGCUCGGCAUGCCAGCGUUGCGAGUAUGAGCAGUGCUACGUCAGCAAGACGUACCCACGUCUCGUUCCCGCAUUGCAGAAGGGCGAAGUGAAGGAAACGGUGAUCAUGGACACUGGAGUAGCGCCCGUAGACGAAGAUAACUCCCGGGGGAUACAGUUCGGGAGUAGGAGGAAGGAAUGCAAGAUGAAGAGAAUUACUGGGACACAUUGGCAAGAAUGCGAAUCUGCUGCUGCGUCAAAGAUUUGGGAAGAGCUUGGUAGGAAGGAAGAGCCCAAUAUUUUUGCCCGUUUCGGGCGGUGGGCUGGUUUUUAAGUGGUGUGCUUCUUGCAUUUGCUUGUGGAGCAGUAGGUUGGGUUCAAAGCCCGUUUGGGGUACAACUUGGGGGUGCGGG